Molecule: messenger RNA, 619 nt
Organism: Myotis lucifugus (little brown bat)
Lineage: Eukaryota; Metazoa; Chordata; Mammalia; Chiroptera; Vespertilionidae
Product: kanadaptin-like
Exons: 5
Source: RefSeq, a predicted model, not a curated record
GAGAAGAAUUAGAAUAUGAAUUUGAUGAGCAGGGACAUAGCACCUGGCUCUGCAGGGUGAGAUUACCUGUGGAUGAUUCAACUGGAAAACAGCUGGUGGCUGAGGCCAUUCACUUAGGGAAGAAAAAAGAAGCAAUGAUCCAGUGCUCACUGGAAGCUUGUCGAAUCCUUGAUACUUUGGGAUUGCUGCGGCAGGAGGCAGUAUCUCGGAAAAGGAAAGCAAAGAACUGGGAAGAUGAAGACUUUUAUGACAGUGAUGAUGACACAUUUCUUGAUCGGACUGGCCUGGUUGAGAAGAAACGGCUGAACCGAAUGAAGAAGGCUGGGAAGAUUGAUGAGAAGCCAGAGACCUUUGAAUCCUUGGUUGCAAAGCUGAAUGAUGCUGAAAGGGAACUCUCUGACAUUUCUGAGAGACUGAAAGCCUCAAGCAAAGCUCUAUCUGAGUCAGCAUCUCAGGACUCUUUAGAUGCAUUUAUGUCGGAAAUGAAAUCAGGGAGUGCAUUAGAUGGUGUGUCCCGGAAGAAACUUCAUCUGAGAACUUUUGAACUGAGGAAAGAACAACAGAGACUUAAAGGGUUGAUAAAAAUUGUAAAGCCAGCAGAGAUUCCAGAACUAAAAAA